ACUUACUAAGCCAUGAAAUAGCUCGCAAAGCCUUUUCUUCCUCUACGUUUCUAAUUGCCUUCGACGAAGAUCUACCGUAGAGAAGUCUACCUCGUAGACCAAUCUCUCAAAUUUGAUUCCCUAUUCUCGUUGCCAACGUCAAAUAUGCGUCUCUCUUGUAGUCUUACACCCUUCAUUCUCCUCUUUUUUCUCUUCCUUGUCGCACCAGCCGUAUCUUCUGGUGUAGCUAUCUUGAGAACAGAUUAUUACCAAAAGACAUGCCCCGAUUUCAACAAAAUCGUGCGUGAUGCCGUUAUAGCCAAGCAAGGUCAACAACCGACAACUGCGGCCGGGACACUUCGUCUCUUCUUUCACGAUUGUUUCCUCGAAGGCUGUGAUGCGUCUGUUUUGAUAGUGACCAACUCGUUUAACAAAGCGGAACGUGACGAUGAUCUCAACGACUCCCUCCCAGGAGAUGCUUUUGACAUUGUUAAUCGCAUCAAAACAGCUCUAGAGCUGUCUUGUCCCGGUGUGGUAUCAUGCGCUGAUAUUUUAGCGCAGGCUACGCGUGACCUUGUCACGAUGGUAGGAGGACCUUACUUCGACGUAAAGCUUGGUCGUAAAGACGGACUCGAAUCCAAAGCCCAUAAAGUACGAGGAAACGUCCCGAUGCCUAACCAGACGGUCCAUGACAUCCACGGGAUGUUCAAGAAAAAUGGGUUUAGUCUACGUGAGAUGGUAGCAUUAAGUGGAGCUCACACAAUCGGAUUUUCUCACUGCAAAGAAUUUAGUGACCGCCUCUACGGAUCAAAAGCCGAUCCAGAAAUCAACCCGCGAUUUGCAACCGCUCUUAAAGAACUAUGCAAAAACCACACCGUCGACGACACAAUCGCGGCGUUUAAUGACGUGAUGACUCCGGGAAAAUUCGACAACAUGUACUUUAAGAACCUUAAAAGAGGACUUGGGCUAUUAGCUUCUGACCACCUCCUUAUUAAAAACAAUAGCACGAAACCGUUCGUUGAGCUUUACGCAACUGACGAGAAAGCAUUCUUUGAAGAUUUCGCUCGUGCGAUGGAGAAAAUGGGCACGGUUGGCGUUAAGGGAGAUGGAGAAGGAGAAGUGAGGCGUAGGUGCGACCACUUCAACAAUCUCAACGUAUAAGAAAAAAAAAAUCACAAAAAUUAUAUUUCUGCUUCUUUUUUUUUGCGGGGAGAAAGGAGGAAUUGAGGGGAAGAAACCUUUCAUUUAUAUAUUUAUGUUUAAAAUAUGUAUUAUAAUCAUAAUUCAAGAUUGGGUGUUUAUAUUUUUCAUGAAAAUGCAAAUUGUUA
Molecule: messenger RNA, 1307 nt
Organism: Brassica oleracea var. oleracea
Lineage: Eukaryota; Viridiplantae; Streptophyta; Magnoliopsida; Brassicales; Brassicaceae
Product: peroxidase 65-like
Exons: 1
Coding region: 145-1140 (331 amino acids)
Biological process (GO): hydrogen peroxide catabolic process; response to oxidative stress
Molecular function (GO): heme binding; peroxidase activity
Source: RefSeq, a predicted model, not a curated record